GCCGCCUCCUGGGUUCCCACCCCUCCUGGCCCUGCGGCCCGGCUUGCCCUUUAAAAGAGCGGGGCCUGCGCCAACCGUACCACACCGCGGGGACCUGGACACACAGCUGCUUUCCCGGAGCAUCUUUAUCUCGCCUUCUGCCCGCAUCUCACUCACCGGUCCAGCCGCCAUCCUCUUCUCCGUGCAGAUUCGGCCGAGCGGAGCCAUGCAGCCGGCGGUGUUUCUCGGCCUCCUGGGAGCCGCGGUGGUGGCCGCAGUCAGUUCUGUGCCAGUGGAUAACAGGAACCACAAUGAAGAAAUGGUGACUCGCUGCAUCAUCGAGGUCCUCUCAAAUGCCUUGUCGAAGUCCAGCACUCCACCCAUCACCCCAGAGUGUCGCCAAGUCCUGAAAAAGAGUAGAAAAGAUGUCAAAGAUGAAGAGAAAAGUGAAAAUGAAAACACACAGUUUGAAGUAAGAUUGUUAAGAGACCAAGCUGAUGCCUCAGAAGCCCACAGGCCUUCUGGUAGGGAGGAAGUCCCAGGAGAGGAGGACACCCAAGGUCCGACAGUGGCAGACACAGAGGGAGGGGGGCACAGCCGAGGAGCAAGCGAACCCCAAGGAGACCUCUACUCCUCUGACAGCCAAGUCUCCAAAGAAGCAAAGACACGCCAUUUUGAGAAAACCGAGGAAGAGGACAGGAAGGAAGAGGAGGGGGAGAAAUAUCAGAAAAGGGAGCAUGGGAGAGACGGCAGUGAAGAGAAAAACCUGGAAGAGCUAGAAGAGACACAAAAUGCCUUUCUCAACAAAAGAAACCAGGCUACAGCUAAGAAAAAAGAGGAGUUUAAGGCCAGAUAUGGUCUACACUCUGCUGGGCCCCCUGAGGAGAAGACACACAGCCGGGAGAGGAGCAGCCAGGAGAGUGGAGAGGAUAUAAGAAGCCAGGAGAAACACCCUCAAGAGUCUAAAAGCCAAGUUGGGAGUCAGGAAGAAUCUGAGGAAAGUGAGGAAGAUGCUGACCCUGAGGUGGACAAACGACGUUGGAAGCCAAGACACCACCAUGGGAGGACCAGGCCUGACAGGUCCUCUCAAGAAGGGAAACCUCCCUCCGAGGAAAGGGGACACCUCCGUGAGGAAUCUGAGGAGUCAAACAUGGGCAUGGUCGGAUUGGGGGACAAGAGGGACCACCAUCUAGCCCACUAUAGGGCUUCAGAGGAAGAACCCGAAUAUGGGGAAGAAAUGAGGAGUUACCAGGCUGUCCAGGCUCCCAAGGACCUGGAGCAGGGACGAUAUGGGGGCAGAGGAAGUGAGGAGUACAGGGCUCCAAGACCUCCCAGUGAGGAGAGCUGGGAGGAGGACAAGAGAAAUCGCCCCAGCUCAGAGCUUGACAACACAGCACAGGGAUAUAAUGAAGAAAGUGAGGAAGAGAGGGGCCAUGAGGGGGGAUACCACCACAGAGCCAGGGGAGGGAAACUAGGUGCAUAUGCCAUUCUAGACAACAAAGAAGAAAAACAGUUCUUGGGUGAAGGACACCACCGUGUCCAAGAAAGCCAGAUGGACAAGGCAAGGAGGCACUCACAAGGUGAGUGGAAAGAGGAGGACAGAAAUUACCUCAACUAUGGCAAGGAAAGGGGUGAGGAAGAAGCCCAAGGGAAGUGGCAGCAGCAGGAGGACCUGGAAGAUGCUACGGAGAGCAGGGAGGAAGCUAGGCUUCAAGGCAAACAGUAUGCUCCCCAUUACACCACUGACAAGAGGAAGAGAUUAGGGGAGCUGCUCAACCCAUACUAUGACCCUUCCCAGUGGAAGAGCAGCCAUUUUGAGAGAAAAGACAACAUGGAUGACAAUUUUCUUGAGGGUGAAGAGGAAAAUGGGCUGACCUUGAAUGGGAAGAAUUUCUUCCCAGAAUAUAACUAUGACUUGUGGGAGAAAAAGCCCCUCGAAGAGGAUGUGAACUGGGGAUAUGAGAAGAGAAAUCUCUCCCCCAAACUGGAUCUGAAAAGGCAGUAUGACCGAGUGGCUGAACUAGACCAGCUCCUUCACUACAGGAAGAAGUCAGCCGAAUUUCCAGACUUCUAUGACUCUGAGGAGCAGAUGAGCCCACGCCAUGCAGCAGAGAAUGAAAAGGACAGGGCUGGCCAGGGAGUUCUGACAGAGGAAGAGGAAAAGGAACUUGAGAACCUAGCUGCGAUGGAUCUGGAACUACAGAAAAUAGCUGAGAAGUUCAGUGGUAACCAAAGGGGCUGAUGGCCGUUGGAGCAAAGGGCAGUUUUAAGGAGCAGCCCUCACAUUAUCUAUUUUCCACCGCUUCACUGAAAGACACCAUUUAGUUACCCAAAGCAGAAAGUAGAAGUUACUGUUCAUUCAGUGUUUGACACAAUUGGAAAUGCUUUAAUUUUUGCCAGAAUGCUAUUGAAAAUACGAAUAGCAUGACUUGUAGCAUAUCCUUUCUCGCAAAAUAGACAUAUUAACAUGCUUGUGACAAUGACUGUGCUGUCAUCCUUGAAAAAAAAAAUACAUUUGUCUUAGUUUGAAAUAAUAAAAGAUUCACCUGA
Molecule: messenger RNA, 2529 nt
Organism: Leptonychotes weddellii (Weddell seal)
Lineage: Eukaryota; Metazoa; Chordata; Mammalia; Carnivora; Phocidae
Gene: CHGB
Product: chromogranin B
Cellular component (GO): secretory granule
Source: RefSeq, a predicted model, not a curated record